AUUAGUUCGUUUAAAGAAUGACAAUCAAAAAUGUACUAACUGUUACUAACCUCAAAAGAAAAGUUUUGGUUGUGAGGUUUUGAUAGUCAUUGAUAAGUUUUUUUGCCCAAGUUGACCAAAACCCAACUGUAAACAUGUCGAUUCUCACAUAUAAUGGUGGUGCAAUGCUUGCAAUGAAAGGUGAAAAUUGCGUCGCAAUAGCGGCGGACAGGCGAUUUGGAGUGCAAGCCCAAACACUAGCCACUAACUUUGAGAAAAUCUUCGAAAUGGGGUCCCAUCUGUACGUGGGUCUUCCGGGACUGGCCACCGACACCCAAACAGUGAUGGAAAAACUCCGUUUCCGCAAAAACAUCUACGAACUGAAAGAAAACCGGGCAAUGUCUCCAAGGGUUUUCAGCGCUAUGGUAUCGCAUUUGUUGUACGAGAACAGAUUUGGCCCGUAUUUCGUCGAACCAGUCGUAGCUGGACUGGAACCCAAAACCUUCGAACCAUUCAUCUGCAACAUGGAUCUUAUUGGAUGCAUAAAUCAGCCCAAAGACUUUGUUGUGGGGGGCACCGCAUCAGCACAGUUGUAUGGUAUGUGCGAAGCCUUGUGGGAACCCAAUUUAACACCUGAUGAGCUGUUUGAAACUACUUCGCAAGCCCUAAUCAAUGCUUUUGAUAGGGAUGCUGUUUCAGGAUGGGGUGCCACUGUUUACAUUAUUGAAAAAGACAAGGUUACAAUCAAGAACUUGAAGACCAGAAUGGACUAAAAGAUCCAAUUAAAUGGUGUUAAGUUAAAUAAGUCUUUGGCACGUGCUGUAUUAUUAAUUUUUUAAAUAAAUAUGAAUGUCUCCGUG
Molecule: messenger RNA, 839 nt
Organism: Dendroctonus ponderosae (mountain pine beetle)
Lineage: Eukaryota; Metazoa; Arthropoda; Insecta; Coleoptera; Curculionidae
Gene: Prosbeta3
Product: proteasome subunit beta type-3
Exons: 3
Coding region: 135-752 (205 amino acids)
Biological process (GO): proteasome-mediated ubiquitin-dependent protein catabolic process
Cellular component (GO): proteasome core complex; proteasome core complex, beta-subunit complex
Source: RefSeq, a predicted model, not a curated record